UUGGACGCGCGUCAUCCACCGUCAGGUUUUACCACGUGCGCUCAUAAAAAUCUAAUUAAAAUGGCCAGCACUAGUCUCAUGAAUCAGCCGCAUCUUUGACACCAAAGGUGUGGCUGAUUCAUGAGACUACAUUAGGCACCUCGAUGCGAGGGGUCCGCAACGGCCAGGAAUCUCGUACAAAAUUUUUGGAAUCUCAACUGAAAUCUUGAAAUCUCACUUGGAAUCUUGAAAUCUUGUGGAAUCUCUGGAAUCCCUGAAAUCUCUUGGAAUCUCUUGAAAUCUCUGGAAUCUUGUGGAAUGUUAAUGAGAUACCCGUAAAUGUAUAUAACUAAUCCGUAUACUUCGCCGUAGAUUAUUAUUGAGGUUGCAGUAGCCUCGAGACCAGGCUGAUUAUCGAGGCUACGGUUGCAGUUGCGGUUGCAGGCUCAGCUGCUAUUUACAUCUCUCUCUCUAUGAGAAUCCAGCUCUGUGUGCAGAUUAUACUAAAGAGAUUAAGGCUGAACAGCAAAGUGAUGACAAAAAUCAGCUCCAAACUGCCCACUCUUAAUGCCGAGAGUGAGCUUAUGGUUGAAUCUAUGCAUCACAGGACGGACGAAGCGAGGGACAAGGCUCCAAGUCCAAACUGUCCACUCUUAAUGAGAGUGAGCUUAUGGUGGAUGAACGAAGCGAGGGACAAGGCUCCCCUUCUCAUCUUAAUGGUAGUGAGCUUAUUGUGCCGGAUGGACAAAGCAAGGGACAAAGCUCUCCCAAACCAAAUGACUGUGCACUGUUUGCAGCUGCAUAUUGUACCAGCAUUGCACAUGGACUAGAUCCAUGUUCCCUCGUUUACGACCAGCAGCAAGUGAGGGACCACUUGUACAAGUGUUUCACUACAAAAACAAUGGAUCUCUUUACUGUCUUCCGAACAAAAAGACCAGGACCUGCACGCACUUUGAAAAUCCCUGUCUAUUGCUACUGUCGAUGUGCAGAUGAUGGCCAAGGAAUGGUAGGCUGUGACGGAUGUGAAGAUUGGUAGAUGCAUCAACGCCGCCAAAGUAAAAAAGGGAUUAUGAUAUUGCACCAAGUGUCGAUAAAGUACUUUAUAGUCAACAAGUAUAGUCUUUAUAAUUAUUUUAUGUUCAUCAAUUCAUAUACUUUAUAAUAAUAAGUGCUCAUACUAGA
Halichondria panicea is the source of this 1161-nucleotide messenger RNA. RefSeq lists its product as uncharacterized. Bases 453 to 809 code for a protein of 118 amino acids. The transcript is spliced from 5 exons. The record is from RefSeq and is a predicted model, not a curated record. NCBI's taxonomy places the organism in Eukaryota, Metazoa, Porifera, Demospongiae, Suberitida, Halichondriidae.